This is a messenger RNA of Pteropus alecto (black flying fox), 3385 nucleotides long. RefSeq names its product sorting nexin 16 (gene SNX16). Gene Ontology annotation, molecular function: phosphatidylinositol binding. Bases 239 to 1282 code for a protein of 347 amino acids. The transcript is spliced from 8 exons. Gene Ontology annotation, cellular component: early endosome; extrinsic component of endosome membrane; late endosome. Gene Ontology annotation, biological process: endosome to lysosome transport; protein targeting to lysosome; early endosome to late endosome transport. The record is from RefSeq and is a predicted model, not a curated record. NCBI's taxonomy places the organism in Eukaryota, Metazoa, Chordata, Mammalia, Chiroptera, Pteropodidae.
UUUCGGGGAGGCCUUCGGGUGGAACCGAGGAGCGGUGAAUCUGCAGCUCGGGUUUCUUGGAUCUUUGAGGAUGUGAGAGGUUGCCAGGAGCCACGUGCUGGGUUAGAAGUCGUGUGAGCGUCGCUGCAAGUGCCGGCAGAUAGUGAAUUCCCAAGAAGAGCAUGAUGGAUUUCACAUUAGUUGUUCUCUAAGUGUCUGGAGUCAGCAGUGUGCAGUUCGUGUCAGGGGCCAAAAGAAGAUGGCAACUCCUUAUGUCCCCGUCCCUCUGCCCACAGGGGACUCCGCCUCCAGCUUUCUAGCCAGCAGGAACCAAAGAAGUUCAUCGUUUGGGAGCAUCUCAACAAGCUCAAACUCUUCCAAAGGCCAGUUUGAAGACUCAAAUAUGGGGACCUUGAAACAGACCAGGGUGCCUGAUCAAGCGGAUAGCACUUCGUCUGUCAGUAGCAGUCCCCUCGUUAGGACUAAAUUUACAGAUGCGGAUUCCUCCGUUGAAUAUUCCACUAGACCAAGGGAGAGUGAAGAGCGAAAUCCCGAAAUGGCGAAUUUGGACGAUAGGCCUUCUACACCUACUAUUCUGGGCUAUGAGGUGAUGGAGGAAAGAGCUAAGUUUACCGUAUAUAAAAUACUAGUAAAGAAAACUCCAGAAGAAAGCUGGGUCGUGUUCAGAAGGUACACUGACUUCGCUCGGCUUAAUGAGAAAUUAAAAGAGAUGUUUCCAGGCUUUCGGUUAUCACUGCCACCAAAACGCUGGUUUAAAGAUAAUUACAACGCCGACUUCUUAGAAGAUAGACAAUUAGGAUUGCAAGCAUUUCUUCAGAACUUAGUAGCUCACAAGGACAUCGCUCACUGCCUGGCAGUGCGAGAAUUCCUUUGUCUGGACGACCCACCAGGCCCGUUCGAUAGCCUGGAGGAGAGCAGGGCUUUCUGUGAAACUUUAGAGGAGACGAACUACCGUUUGCAGAAAGAGUUGCUUGAAAAGCAGAAGGAGUUGGAAUCCCUGAGGAAAGUGCUCAGUGAGAAGCAGCUUCACAUAGACACGCUGGAGAGCAGGCUCAGAGCAUUGUGUUCAGAAGCGGAAGAGUCGCUGUGCUUGUCAGGGACAGAAGGCGAACGGUUCCGAAAGGCGAAGUCCUCUGCACUUGACCUUAGUCGAGAAGUCUUGGAUGGAGAAUCUAGCGCUCAUGACAAGUCACGCCUAAGCCUUAGCGAACCCGAAACCUCCGCGUCGGAGAUAGAAGUAGCAGAGGUGGCAUAUAACGCCGAGGAAGACAGCACCUCAUAAGCCGGUCCCUCCGUCUCUACGUUUCAGCUAUUUUGAGUAGAAUGUCAGAUCUUUAAAAAGAAAAAAAGACAAGCAUUACAGAAAACAGCAAGAAUGCACAUGUAUAGAGUUUACGUUGAAGCAGAGUUUUUUAAGUUAUUGGCAUAGGAAAUAUAGUCACUGCUGCUUUCAAUUGUCUUUUAUUCAACCUUCGUAUUUAAUACACUAGAAAAAAUCCUAGCUAGUGUUCUGUUAUCAGGAAUCACAUCCUUAAAUCCUGCGCAUAAAUUAUUUCGGUGUUUUGCCAACACAUUGCUCUAGACUAAUGUGCGUUUAAAUUACCAGUUAUGUUAGUCAAAUGGAAAUUCAUUGCAUGUUGCUGCCUGGUUGAUAUACACUUCUUUGUAUCUCUGACAUGAUAUAUUGUCGCUAAUGGUUUAAAUCAGUGCUAAAGAUUGGAUUGAGUUUAAAUAUUGACGUGUUUACCAUCUCUAAAUAAAAAUUGCUUAUUUGGAAUGGUACUGCUAUUUAAAAGAAGACAACUUUCUAGUACCAAAGGAACACUCUUUGAAAGAGCUGUGUUAACAUAGCUCAAUGAUAAAAUAGUCUUGAUUUUGAAACGUAGUUUGUUAACAUUGAAAUACUGUAAGUGUCCCUGUUUAUUAUGUUCUACUUGUUUAUUUUCCACAUUAUCUUAAAUCUCUACCUAUAGAAUCAGUGAGUUUGCCUCUCUCAGAACACUACCUCUUUUCGCUAAUCAAGGCAUACUCUUGAAAAUAUAUUAUAGAUUCUAAGCAAAUAGAGAGUUAUACAAAAAAUAAAAAUAAAAAGCCAUAUAAACUACAGAGUUUCUAACUAUGUUGACUCCUGGCAUUGCAUUUUUAUUUCUGUAUGUGUAAAUAUGUUACUAUAAUAUAUUCUGGAUGAUUUUCUUUUUAAUAUAUUUAGCCAAGUGAUGCACUUUAUGGUAAUUAAAAUUUUGCGUGCCAACUCUAAUUGGUGAAUUUCUUGAGUAACUGGAGUUAGGAAAAAUAAUUAUGUAGUGCCUUGACUGUGUCACUUUUUACAGAAGUCUUCCAGGGUCUGUGAGUCCACUUUAUGAAAAAGUGUUUAUUUCAGCUUUGUAUAUAGUUGUCAAAAGCGCCUCAUUUCAUCUUUAUGUUAUGAAGCUCCUCGUUUAUUUUCUGUUUCUACUGUUUCGCAUCUCGUUGUUGACAAGCACUGUAAUCAUACUAGCAUUCUGAAAUGCCAGCUGGUGUGUUGUACUCCAUAUACUUUCUAAAAAACUGGCUGCGGAAAUGGAGUAACAAGCUCCAUUUUUUUUUUCUUCGCUGUCUAAAAGUUUGCCAGGAUCUUGAUGUACAAAUUACAAUGCGGUUAUUUAAGAUUCUGCUGACAUAGAGUAACAGACCUUUGUUGUAAAAAGGAGGCUGCUUUUCACCAAAGUACCAGAAAUGUUAAAAGUCUUCAUCAAAAUGCACAGGUAUGCUCAGUCUUGGACCAUUUCCACAAAGUGUAUUGGAAAUAUAGUAUCCUGGGAGAUGGAAAGACUAUAACAAACUUGUGUACUUGUUUAUUUCAAAAGAUUAUUCUAGACUUAAAAAAGGUUUUAAAAGAACAAUCGAUUAAUGUUAAUAAUAUUUUAAUUUUAAUAAUGAAAUAUUAAUGUUAAAAUUAAUGUAGUGUAAUAAAACAAGAUUAUGCUAAAUUCUAGAUGUUACAGUGCUUUUAAAGUGAGCCCUACACUUGGAAAAUCUGGCCUUUCACAAGAUUGUACGUAACCUUUUGGACGGUUGAAGAAAAACUUGUAAAUUAGGUAAACCACUAUUAUUUAUAUUAGAAUUUACUUUGUUACUUUUAUAAUGCAUUUAUUCCCAGUAUUAUAUUCAUUUAAUAAAUUAUUUUUUCAGUACAACAGUAGCUGUGUUGUUCAAAUGUCGGAUACCAGUUUCUACAUUCUCCCUAUCCCUUACGAUUAUUAUGUUUUAGUGAUAGUUAGAGCUUCAUUUCACAGAUGUGGAAUGAGGUUUUAAGUUUAUAUUACGGAUCGCUUUAAGUGUUUGUAAAUAAGAGCAAUGCACUUUAAAUGUAACCAAUAUUAAUUAAAAAACAACUGAAACAAAA